Molecule: messenger RNA, 2420 nt
Organism: Xiphophorus maculatus (southern platyfish)
Lineage: Eukaryota; Metazoa; Chordata; Actinopteri; Cyprinodontiformes; Poeciliidae
Exons: 2
Coding region: 592-1923 (443 amino acids)
Molecular function (GO): zinc ion binding; nucleic acid binding
Source: RefSeq, a predicted model, not a curated record
AGCAGCCAGGCAGAGGCUGCCUAACGGAGCUGUGGACUGUGACGGUGAUCGUGUAUCAUACCUGGUGCUGAGUGUGUUCCACUGUCUUAUAGGUAUGUAAUGGAUACACAGAUUUAUUUUGUGGUUUGAUGUUGAUUUGUGCAAGAUUUUACUUUUCUUUAGUCCAUUUGUUGUUAAUCUAUAAAAAAGCAGAGGCUGCCUAACUGAGCUGCUGGACUGUGACGGUGAUCGUGUAUCAUACCUGGUGCUGAGUGUGUUCCACUGUCUUAUAGGAAUAAAAAAAAAAAAAAACCAACGCAGAGUACUAUUCCUUUCCACAUCUGUUACAUCUGGUGCCGUGACCCGGAUCCAUUGGUUAGCCGCUGCCGACCGCCGAGGGUUCAACUGUGUGCUAGUGAAGCCGACGUCAUCAAGCUGGUCGACCUGUGGAUCCUGUUCAUUACUGUCGAGGUUACGAUUGUUUUUCUGAAUACAGAGACUUAAAUCAACUACUCAAAUCUCUAUAUUAGUUUUGUCAAAGCCAUUUUUUUGUGAACUGUGGAACCCUUUUGGUUAACUUUUUUACAUUACUGCUUUUGUACUGUGUGAAACAUGGCAGGCAGAGGUCAUAGUACCUUUAAUAUUUCCACACCAGUAGUUGGACGUGGCAGAGGGCUGUUAGCCCAGAGUAGUACUCAAGUGAUUGAUGAGGGUUCAUCAGAAGCAGAGGGGAUAUUUGAAAUUCCUCCGCUGGAGCCCCAGUUUUCCACCCCUGUAACUAAUAAUGAAAACACCAUGCAACAGUUACGAGACCUCAUUGGUGAAAUAGGGAGCCAAAUAGGUGAGGCCAUUACCAGCCGUUUGUUACACAGUGGGUCUCACCCCACUCCAGAGAAGUCUCCACCAUCACAGUGUGUGCAGAAUGAGACAUCCAACACCGUUAUUGAUCUCACAAAAAUGAGCCUGGUGGUGAAACCAGACAUUAGAGAACCCCCUAUCUAUCGUGGUGAUGGUGAUGAUAGGAUCUCUGUUCAUGAGUGGAUAGAAGUGAUGGAGGUCUACCUGCGUAAGAAAGGAUUCUCAGCUGAGGAAAAAACAGACGAAAUCCUGAACCACCUGCUUGGCAAAGCAAAGAGCAUUGUAAAGAUUGGACUAAAGAGUAGCCCUUCUACCACACCUGUAAACCCUGAGGCAGUCUAUAACAUUCUGAGGCGCUAUUUCAGUGACAUUCCUGGGUCUUGCUUACCAUUGGCUGAUUUCUAUGCUACUCAGCCAACAGCAAAUGAGACACCAGUGGACUACUGGGUUAGACUUAACACAGCUGCUGAAAAUGCUGACAGACACUUGAAAGAUCAAGGGAGCAGCCUGAAUAAAAUGGAUGCAGAAAUAGCAAUGAUGUUCAUCAGAAAUUGUCCUGAUCCGAGUCUUGCCUGUGUUUUCAAGUGUAAGCCCACCACUAAGUGGACACUCACUGAGGUGCAGGAGGCCAUUGAUGAACAUCAAAGAGAGCAGCAAGUGAAGAGACCACAGGCAACUGCGGCAAAAGCAAAAGUUCUCCAGAUUGCUACUGCAACAGCAGCACUUGACCACUCAGAGCCUGAAGUAGAACAUAGGCAAGUGAACACUGUCAAAAUUACUCCUGUCAGUUUUCCCAGCUCGAAUGAUCGUCCUGCAGAGUCAGGUGCUCUGGAACGGGUGUUAACUAUGCUUGAAAGAGUAUUAGAACGUACUGCCCAACCCGUUGGUGAUACUCAGCUUCAGUUUUUCCCUCCCAAUCGGUCUUCUCCAUGUCAAGUAUGUGGCAACGGUAACCACUCUACAAGAACACACUGCAUGAGAGAGAGAAGAUGCCUGGCCUGUCUCGAGAUUGGACACCAGCGAAGAAACUGUCCAAAAAUCACAGAUUCUCAGCGAGUUGGAGGCUCAGCUGACCAGGGAAACUAAGCCACUCACACUUGGGAGGGCACUGUGUGAGUGAGUAUGAUGGGUCCCUCACCUCAAAAGAAGAUAUACAAUCUGUGUAUGCAGAAAGUUUGAAAUCUGCUCCAUCUAAUACUUCUGUGCUGUUUCAAAACAUAUCCAGACUAGAAAAGGCUGACAGCCUCUUUUACACUGAUGCACAGGUUGAGGAUAAAGUGUCAUUGCAAGCGCUUUUAGACACUGGCUCCAUGGCCUGCACUAUCAGUGCAGAAGCUGAACAACUUCUUAAGAAUGCAGGGUUUGCAUCCCAACCCGACUCUAACCAUAAUGAUAUUGUUCUUGUAGGCUGUGGAGGAGUUCAAGUAAAACCCAAAUGCACCCAUGAAUUGAAAAUGGAAGUAUAUGGCUGUGUAUUUAGUGUUCCAGCUCUAGUGGUCCCUGGGCAGAAAGAUCAGCUAAUUCUGGGCACAAAUGUCAUCAAACACCUUCUAAACCAGUUCAAGCAGUCCCCUCACUUUUGG